Messenger RNA from Lolium rigidum, 1728 nucleotides. Its product is annotated as protein TIC 55, chloroplastic-like. Gene Ontology annotation, cellular component: chloroplast. Lineage: Eukaryota; Viridiplantae; Streptophyta; Magnoliopsida; Poales; Poaceae. Gene Ontology annotation, biological process: protein targeting to chloroplast. The transcript is spliced from 3 exons. The coding region runs from base 1 to 1617 and encodes 538 amino acids. The record is from RefSeq and is a predicted model, not a curated record. Gene Ontology annotation, molecular function: 2 iron, 2 sulfur cluster binding; chlorophyllide a oxygenase activity.
AUGACGACGCUUCUUCCUCCCACCACACUGUCACGGCCCUCCCUCCUCUCCAUCUCCUCCGCCGUUGCUCCUCGGCUCAAGAACUCGGCGGCGACUCCGGCUGCGGCAGCGCGUGGCGUCGGGAUCGACAGCAGGCGGCGGCGGCAAGGGAGAUGCUGGGCGGCGGUGGUGGAGGGGGAGACCGGCACGCAGGAGGACGGCGUGCUGUUCCCCAAGGAGGUGGCGGCGGACGGGGCCGCCAAGUACGACUGGCAGGAGGAGUGGUACCCGCUGUACCUCACCAAGGAGGUGCCCGACGACGCGGCGCUCCCGCUCACCGUGUACGACCGGCAGCUCGUGCUCUACCGCGACGCCGACGGCGUGCUCCGCUGCCACGAGGACCGCUGCCCGCACAGGUUAGCCAAGCUAUCAGAAGGUCAGCUCGUCGACGGCAAGCUGGAGUGCCUCUACCACGGGUGGCAGUUCGACGGGCAGGGCAAGUGCGUCAAGAUCCCACAGCUGCCUGACGGCGCCAAGAUCCCGCGCAACGCGUGCGCGCGCAACUACGAGGUGCGGGACUCGCAGGGCGUGGUGUGGGUGUGGAUGUCGCCGUCGAACCCGCCGGACGCCAAGAAGCUGCCGUUCUUCGAGCCGUACUCCCGGCCGGGGUUCACGGACCUGUCCACCGUGCACGAGCUCCCCUACGACCACUCCAUCCUGCUCGAGAACCUCAUGGACCCGGCGCACGUGCCCAUCUCCCACGACCGCACCGACUGGACGGCCAAGCGGGAGGACGCGCAGCCGCUGGCCUUCGACGUCGCCGAGCGCACCGCCCGCGGCUUCGCGGGCCACUGGUGGCGCGAGCGGUCGCCGCACCUCCGCAACGCGCUCCGGUUCGAGGCGCCCUGCGUGCUCACCAACACGCUCGAGUACACGGACAAGGACGGCAAGGAGCAGUGCUUCUCGGCGCACUUCCUGUGCCGGCCGGCGGGGCAGGGGAAAUCGAUGCUGGUGGUGCGGUUCGGGUCCACGGCGACCUCGCCGCUGCUGAAGGUGAUGCCCAAGUGGUACAUGCACCAGAACGCGGGCAAGGUGUUCGAGCAGGACAUGGGGUUCCUGUCGUCGCAGAACGAGGUGCUCAUGAGGGAGAAGGUGCCCACCAAGGAGCUGUACCUCAACCUCCGGUCGUCCGACACCUGGGUGGCGGAGUACCGCCGGUGGAUGGACAGGGCCGGCCACGGCAUGCCCUACUACUUCGGCCACAGCACGCUCAAGACGCCCAAGUUGCCGGCCGUCGUGGAGCAGGCGCCGGCGGGGGCCGUCGCAGGGAUCUCCGCGUCGUUCCCGGCAAAGGGCGGGCUCGGCACGCCGCACGCGCCAAACCCGACCAACAGGUACUUCCGGCACGUCGUGCACUGCAAGGGCUGCAGGGACACCGUCAACAAGUACACCGCGCUGAAGAACGCCUUCGUCGUCCUCGCCGCGGUGGCGGCGGCAGCGGCCGUCCUGGCGGCGACCAGGCAGUGGAAGGCCGUCUUGCUGGCGUCCGCCGCCGUGCUUGCUGCGGCGUCCUACGCGUGUGGCUCCGUGGUUUCUUUGAUCACAACCAAUUUCAUUAGGACACACAGAAGGCUGUGAUGAGAUUAAACACGACGCUCAUUAGUAUAUUCUAGUCUGUAGGAAUAAUUCUUCACUUUAGCCCCUGUAUAUUUGUAUCCGAGCUUAUAUGCUCCUGGUUAAAUAAAAAUA